Messenger RNA from Thalassophryne amazonica, 909 nucleotides. Its product is annotated as basic salivary proline-rich protein 1-like. The transcript has 2 exons. NCBI's taxonomy places the organism in Eukaryota, Metazoa, Chordata, Actinopteri, Batrachoidiformes, Batrachoididae. Bases 1 to 909 code for a protein of 302 amino acids. The record is from RefSeq and is a predicted model, not a curated record.
AUGGACCACUCUGGUACAUCAGAAGCCACGUGGCUGGCCGCGAGCGCCGAUGGAAGUGGGUCCAGAACGCAGGGCCCCGGGGGAACCAGGAGAAAAGGGGACCACGGCCCCGAGGGCGGGAGCGAACUGCGGCAAGGAUGGGGAGCAAAGGAACCACCGCAACCGAAUCCAAAGCACAAGGAAGGAACCACUGAGCCACACGAGGGCGGCGCCCAGCCACCAGACAAGAGGCAAGGCCCGAUCCCGGGGCCAGGAAAAGCACAAGGCCCGCCGACACCAGGCCCCCCAGCACAACCAAGCAGCAGGCGGAAGGAGAGGCGCGGCGAGGGGAGGAGGCCACCCACACCAGCCCCACCGGGCCCCCAGCCCAACCCCAGAUCCAGCGGAGGUGCCAGGGAAACCAUGGGACAGGAGAGGUGGGCAGCCCCGGAGGAGCACCAGAGGACAAGGAGGAGCAAUCCAACAGGGGGGACAGGGGCCAGGGAGCCACAGAGGAAUGGGCCACCCCGCCCGGAGGUCCCCGAACCAGGGAGGGUGCAGGAUGAGACCCUGGAGUGGCAGGGGCCGCCUCGGAGCCAGGGGAGAAAGGCGGGCCCCACAAACCUGGAGGGACCCAACCCACCAACGGUAGAGCAGACAGACCCAACUGAAAAGGAACGAUGGCCGCCAAACUCUCCUCUUUCCCACGCCACCACCACCCCCACCGCCAAUAGGACCAGAAGUCCCGCGGCGCAGCACCCGGGCCCCCACCUGCGGGCCAGCCAGCCCCCCCCCCCCCCCCCCAAGCACAGAGGUGCACCCACGGCCCGCAAGGGAGGAGCUGAAGGGAGCGCGGGCCAGCACCCGACCCAACUCUCCUGGAAGCCUGCGCUGCCAACAGGGGAGUGGUGUUCAUGUUGUACUCUGUAA